AUGGGAGAAAAAGGAGAACUUCAUCUAGAAAAGAUUUAUGAUUUCCUUUUAAACAGUCUGGAUGACAGAGUUUCAAUAGAAGGAUUCGCCUUUGAGCCAAUUAAACUAGGCGGGUUAUAUUGGAGCCUUACAGCCAUUUCGUUAUUAAAAGGGCCUCCAAAUUCUAUAAUUCAUCCUAGAACCAGCGAAACUUUGGAAUCCAUGUCCAUCCACUUUCUAUCGCAGUCAAAAAAUGAAGACGGAGCUUUUGGAUUCGGACCUAAACAUCCUUCUAACCUUAUCGCAACACAUUACGCUAUUUUGGUAUUGGCUCUAAUUAACAGACUAGAUUUUAUAAACGUGAACGAUGUAGUAAAAUUUAUUUCAAGUCUUCAGGUAAGAUCUCUUGGUGUGAUAUUUAUUAAGAAUAGGGAUGGGAGUUUUUCCUCUGACAAAUACGGAGAAUCUGACUGUAGAAAUUCAUACAGCGCCUUAGUAUGUCUUUCUAUACUGGGAGGUCUUAAUAAUAUCGAUUUAAAGAGAGCAGUUGACUUUAUUUUAUCCUGUAAAAACUUCGAUGGAGGGUUUGGAUGGCAACCAUUGAACGAAUCACACGCAGCAGCGUGCUUCUGCUGUGUCGGAGCUCUAGCAGAACUUGAUUUACUUUCCCUUAUUGACUCCGACAAACUUGGGUUCUGGCUCUCCGAAAGACAAAACAAAGAUGGUGGGUUAAAUGGAAGACCUGAGAAGGAUUCAGAUAUAUGUUAUUCCUGGUGGAUUUUAUCAGUUUUAUGUAACAUAGGUAUUUUCACAAGUUUUAUCCUUGAUUUGGUGAAAUUCAUAAUAGAUUCACAAAAUCAAGUUGAUGGCGGAAUAGCCUAUUUUCCCGGUUAUAUGGGUGACGUUUGUCACACCUUUUUUGCUCUUUGCGGUAUUUCUCUAAUUGAUUCCAAAGGGCACAACUUGACACAAAUUCAUCCAAUUUAUGCCACAACAUUGGAAACAGCGGAAAGAUUAAAAAGAUUUAAAUCUGAACAAACACAACAUAAUCGAGUGUAA
Theileria annulata is the source of this 1038-nucleotide messenger RNA. RefSeq names its product geranylgeranyltransferase beta subunit, putative. Gene Ontology annotation, molecular function: Rab geranylgeranyltransferase activity. Gene Ontology annotation, cellular component: Rab-protein geranylgeranyltransferase complex. NCBI's taxonomy places the organism in Eukaryota, Apicomplexa, Aconoidasida, Piroplasmida, Theileriidae. The transcript is spliced from 5 exons. The record is from RefSeq and is a predicted model, not a curated record. The coding region runs from base 1 to 1038 and encodes 345 amino acids. Gene Ontology annotation, biological process: protein geranylgeranylation.